Labeo rohita (rohu) is the source of this 8330-nucleotide messenger RNA. It is a transcript of the gene ntrk2b, whose product is annotated as neurotrophic tyrosine kinase, receptor, type 2b. The record is from RefSeq and is a predicted model, not a curated record. Lineage: Eukaryota; Metazoa; Chordata; Actinopteri; Cypriniformes; Cyprinidae. The transcript has 18 exons. Gene Ontology annotation, molecular function: brain-derived neurotrophic factor receptor activity; brain-derived neurotrophic factor binding; ATP binding. Gene Ontology annotation, cellular component: axon; signaling receptor complex; plasma membrane. Gene Ontology annotation, biological process: protein phosphorylation; cell surface receptor protein tyrosine kinase signaling pathway; positive regulation of kinase activity. The coding region runs from base 485 to 2905 and encodes 806 amino acids.
GACUCUGUCAACAUAAAUCUCCCUAAGAUUGACAACACAGGUGAUCAAUUAUUGCCGAUAUGGCAUCGCCGAGAGCGUCUUUUAACGUCCCCCUCCACAUGUAAUUACAGCGAUGGCUGAGGGAGAUGCGGUCGGUAAUCAAUAGGCGCUUGCAGGUACGCGCUGCUGCCUCUUCACACGAGCGCGCACACGCACACUGUCUCGCUUGUUUUCUUCCCCAGCGCUGGAUGUGAGACGUCAGCGUCACCACCGCAGCCCGUAGACACACACAGCCUGCGGCCACACGUUUUACCACCGCGUCUGGAAGAAGCGAAGCCCGGAGAGCGCAACAUAUUGACAGGCGAAUAUUUCCCCGCUGCGUUAUCACCUUUCUGCGGAGACCAGAUAAGGCCACUCCAUGACAGUCUCGCGUCGCGCACAACGUCUUUGCGCAUCCCUCAUCUCGGAAUUGCUGAAAAUACUAUAAGACAUUACACAACGCCGAAUGCACCGCGCUAGACCUGCCAUGACCGCAGGGGUUCGUGGAAUGGCUCGCUUGGGGUUGUGUGGGGUUUUACUCGGGCUGCUGAGGCUCAGCUCGGCUUGUCCUGUGUCGUGCUUUUGCAAUGCCUCGAGGAUCUCGUGUAUCGAUCAAGAACCGGGGAUCGAGGAUUUCCCUGUCUUGGUGCCGGAGUCUGACAUGGAAAACAUCACGGAUAUAUAUAUCUCAAAUCAAAAAAGGCUAAUUACAAUCAAUGAGGACCAUAUGAAGUUCUACUCAAAUCUCAGGAAUUUAACAGUGACCAAUACUCACCUGACAUAUGUAUCUACGAUGGCCUUCUUCAACAAUUCCAAGCUUCAAUAUCUGAAUCUCAGAGACAACAACUUAGCAACACUCUCUUGGAGGGCACUUCGUAAUUCAAACUUGUCGACAUUAUUGCUCUCCGGGAACCCUUUGCAAUGUGAAUGUAAGAACAUCUGGAUCAAAGUCUGGUUGGAUGACAGUGAGAGAGAGGGGCUGCAGUGUCUACAGGAAGGAAGAGCAAAAGUCCUCUCUAGACUCACUCUUUCUGCAUGCGAAUAUCCACGUGUCGAGGUCAUCCCUGCUGUUGUUAGUCAAAUGGCAGGAAGUGAUGCGACAGUGACGUGUAGUGUGGCAGGAGCCCCGACCCCUGAGCUCUCCUGGAGUUUAAACUCCAGUGAUCACCCUCCUCUCUCAACCAUGCAUGAGAUUUCUCACAAAAUGGAGCUGCAGUCUAUUCUGACUCUAAGUGGACUUUCACCUGAUGACAAUGGCAGAGAGCUCACCUGUAGUGCUGAGAACAUUGUGGGCCAGACUGAGGCUUCGGUCCUUCUCAAUAUUCUUUUUCCCCCUACUAUCGUGCAGCUGUACCAGCCCGUGAGGAACCAGGACUGGUGCAUCCCUUUCACUGUGAUGGGCAACCCGAGGCCUGAUCUGCACUGGUACCACGAGGGGAAGCUGCUGGAGGAGCAGCAGUACAUCAGGACCGAAAUCCAUGAAAUCACGGAUACGGAGUACCACGGCUGUCUGCAGCUGGUCAUUCCCACUCAUAUCCAUAACGGCAUUUACACGCUGGUGGCUAGCAAUGAGUUCGGAGAGGACAGGGGAAAUGUGUCGGCUCACUUCAUGCACAUACCUGAUGUGGACCACUCAGGGACAGAGGGAGUGUUCUAUUACGACACAACUUUUAGUCCAGAAAACCCGCCCCUGGAUGACAACGCAGCGAUUUACAUAGUGAUUGGAAUAGCAGCGGUUGCUUUUGCUGGAUGUAUGCUGAUGACAGUUUUCCUCAAGUAUGGCAGAAGCUCCAAGUUUGGUAUGAAAGGCUCUUCAUCUGUCAUCAGUAAUGACGACGACUCUGCCAGCCCGCUUCACCAUGUUUCCAACGGCAACAACACGCCAUCAUCAUCGGAGAUGGGCCCAGAUGCCGUUAUUAUCGGAAUGACAAAGAUUCCAGUCAUUGAGAACCCCCAGUACUUCCGCAACCCCGGCGGCAUGCUGAAAUCGGACACUCUUGUCCAACACAUAAAACGUCACAACAUUCUGCUAAAGAGGGAGCUUGGAGAAGGGGCUUUUGGGAAAGUGUUCUUGGCUGAAUGCUACAACUUGUCUCCUGACCAAGAGAAGAUAUUGGUAGCUGUUAAGACUCUGAAAGAAGCCAGCGAAAGUGGGCGAGCAGAUUUCCACCGAGAGGCAGAGCUCCUGACCAACCUGCAGCAUGAGCACAUUGUCAAAUUUUAUGGCGUGUGUGUAGAAAGCGACCCUCUCAUCAUGGUGUUCGAGUACAUGAAACAUGGAGACCUUAACAAGUUUCUCAGGGCUCAUGGUCCAGAUGCGGUGCUGAUGGCAGACGGACAGCAGAGUUUGCUGGUGGAGUUAACUCAGCCUCAGAUGCUGCACAUUGCUCAGCAGAUAGCAGCAGGCAUGGUGUAUCUGGCCUCACAGCAUUUUGUGCACAGAGACCUGGCCACACGCAACUGCCUGGUGGGAGAGAACCUGCUUGUCAAGAUAGGAGACUUCGGCAUGUCCAGAGAUGUGUACAGCACCGACUACUAUAGGGUGGGUGGUCACACCAUGCUGCCCAUCCGUUGGAUGCCCCCAGAAAGCAUCAUGUACAGGAGAUUCACCACAGAGAGUGACGUGUGGAGUUUGGGUGUGGUCCUCUGGGAAAUAUUCACAUAUGGCAAGCAACCCUGGUACCAACUCUCAAACAACGAGGUGAUCGAGUGCAUCACACAGGGUCGGGUGUUGCAGAGACCUCGUACUUGCCCCAAAGAGGUGUAUGACCUGAUGCUGGGCUGCUGGCAGAGGGAGCCCUACAUGAGACUCAACAUCAAAGAAAUCCACAACCUGCUCCAGAGUCUGGCCAAGGCCUCGCCUGUUUACUUGGACAUCCUGGGCUGAUCCGUUUGCCAGUAUGGGCGUGUAAUUGUUAGUAAGAAAAAGUGUGUGUGAAUGUGUGGUAUAAAAGGAGGAAGGGAUGGUUUCAAUUAGGAUGAGUGAUUGAAUUUAGAUGUGUGUGCGUGUGUGUUUGCGUUCAUAAAAAUGGCUUGUGCUUCAGCCUUCUCACCACAUAGACUAAAGGCCUUAAAGUUGACUGUGUGCAUUGCUUUGAGUUUUCCCACAUCCGGACAUGUCCAUAUCUGUCAUGCAUCAUUAUGUUUUCUAAAAACCCCCAAAUGGUCUACAAACAGAAAUAUCUGAUUGUUGUAAAUAUGCGUCAGAGACAAUGUAGACCUUUUAUUUAUCAGCCUUUUUGAAAAAGGUCAUUUGGUUUGGAAAAGUUUGCAUUUCUGUUACCAUUUGUUUAUCGAGAUGGACAAAAUUCGGAAUGAUUGAUGAGGACCCAGUCAUUAGCACAACGCUGUCAACGCCCUGGUGACAUUCUGGCAGACUUUACGCAGAUCGCAAUACUAUUCAUACCGCAAACUAAACUAUCGAGUAACAAUCAUGCAACUGCCAGAGUCAUGUUUCAUUUGAAUUUUUUUUAACACAUCUGAUCUAAUUGUAGACUAUUCUGUGCCAAGUUUUGAUGUCUAAUGCUGAGAUCGAUGAAAGGCGUUUUUGGACAUCUCGGUGCGCCCCAUCUUACUCAGUGCGAACUUUGUACUAGAAGCACAGCGACAAAGACGCCUCCGUUUUUUGUUUUUCUGUUUUUUCUUCGGAAGAGGCUUGAGGUUGGACAGAGUGUUUGGAGUGAGCACAGAGGCAAAGUCACCAGCAGUGGCACUGAAGUAUUUCCUCAGACUUUGUUUGGCUCUCUGGCCAUAUGCGCUGAAGUUCUGAUUCAAAGGGCAAAGGUCUCUCUAACUGAGGUUCGAAGAACAAUGGGAGAGAUGCUGUUCUUGUGUCAGUCAAUGGUAACAGUCUCAUUUUUUUAACAUUAGGGUGCUUACACACUAGAAAACGUUUUGACGGAGCAUUUGAUGGAUAGAAAUGUGCAAGAUUGUGUUUUUGAAGGUGUCGAAAGAGCUGGACUGGCUAUUCGUCCAGGAUAUUUCCCUGCCCUUGGCCUGAGAGGCUGGGAUAGGUCUGGGAUAGGUUCCAGCAUCCCUACGACCCUACGUCGGACAAGCGGUUUUGGAUUAUGGAUGGAUGGAAAAAGCCAAGGCUGUUUGAAAUAAAGCAGAAAUACAGCCAAUUGGAUUUCUGAAAGCACAACUGGACCCACCUCCCUGGGAUUCUCAGUAGUCAACAGUGCGUUACAGCCAAAGUACAAAUUCCCUCAACUUUCUGUCGCAUAACAGAGCAUCGAAAUCAACAAAUUCCCUGCAUUCUCCGACGUAGUGUGAACUAGUGUGUAGGCACCUUUAAUUGUCAUCUAAACUUUGCCUUUGCGAAGACUGAAGAUUUCUUUCUUACCUGUUCCUGGGGAGUAUAUCCAUAGAUGUUGUCCAUAACGCAACAGACCCGUCUGAACAGCUGGAUUUGAUUUGUUCUCGAAUUAUUCAUUAUUAUCUGUUUAUGUAUCAACUGCGAAAUAACUGCUAAGUAAUAUGUGUAUGUGAUACUCUAUGAUCGAUUUGUUUUCGAUGUAUUGUGGGCCGUUUCAAAGCGAUGGGCUUGGUGGGCACUGUGAAGUGAAUGUUCGUGUGAGAAUGACACAAGUCGGACUGUCCCUGAGGUCACGACAGGAAGACCCUAUGAAGGGACCGUCCCAAUUCAACCUGUGUGUUUAAACCCCACCAAACAAGUUACCAGAGGAGGACGACUGACAAAUGACAGGCUUAAAUAGACCACAAAGGACUGAAUGGCAACUCAAAUUGUCAUUAUCAUAUGACAUUAUACAGUGCAUUCGGAGAGUAUUCAGACCCCUUCAUUUUUUCUAGUGCUGAGCAACGAUUAAUCGUGAUUAAUCGCAUUUAAAAUAAAAGUUAUUGUGUACAUAAUGUGUGUGUGUGUGUACUAAUGUGUAUAUUUAUUAUGUAUAUAUAAAUAUACACAUGCAUGUAUGAAUUUUAGAAAAAAAUGAUGUUUAUUUAUUAAAUAUAUUUAUAUAUAAUAUAAAUUAUAUGAACACAAAUAUAUACAUGUAAAUACAUGUAAAUAUUUUCAAAAUAUAUACUGUAUGUGUUAUAUAUAAUUAACAAAUAUACACAGUACACACACAGAUAUAUAAACAAAAACUUUUUCAUAUGUGAUUAAUUGCGAUUAAUCGUUGCCCAGCGCAAUUUUUCUCCAUUUACAUUUAUAUUGUAGCCCUAUGCUAAAAUGUAUUUUUCAUCAGUCUACACUCCUUACGCCAUAACAAAGCAAAAACAGAUCUGUAAAAAUUGCAAAUUUAUUAAAAGAAAAAAAAAUCACAAUAACUUAAGUACUCAGUACUGUGACAGCUUGUGACCUGAUAUGGGAAUUUUCUGACAUUCUCUUGCUGCAUUUCUAUUAUCCUUCAAAUUGCUGAAAAUACUGAGAAUACGCUUAAUGGAAAUGCAUCAAUUUGCAAAAUCACCCACAAAAAUUUUCAGCCAAUUCGAAAAAGGAAUAUUUCGCAACUGAAAUGGAAAUGUUUUUUUAUCAUGCAAGAAACACUUCAUAUGUGGCUGCUCUCAAGUAUAAGGGGCUUUCCCUGCCAUUAAUGUUUUGACUAUUUACACUAAACACAUCUGUGGCGCGUUACGGCUCCGACACGGCCACCGGAGCUGAUCGUGGCCACUCUAAUCAAUGCUUAUGUUUAUACCAGCCGUGCCAAGGACGUUUCUGAAGCGGCUCUCCGCGCUUCUUUCGAUUAAAUAUAGCCAAAAUCAGUCAAAAUCCCACCAAAAUCUACUGCCAUGACUUAAAAAAAUGACGUUUUAGUCGCAUAACAUCGGUUAAUGAAAAAGCUGUCAUUUCGCAAUACUUUUUUAUGAAGAGUUACAAAAUAUCGCCAAAGUUUUGCACAAAUCUGUAAUGGAAACUUGCCUAUUGUCAGGUUGGAUGAGGACCAUCGGUGGACAGAAAUUUUUAAAUCUAAGUUCUAGCUUGGUCACUUGAAGACAUUCAUAGAGUCGUCCCUAAACUACUCAUGCAUUAUUUUGGCAGUGUGCUGAGAGUCAUUGUCACUGUUUGAAGUGACUUAACACAGAAUAUGAAUAAUGCAAGAUUUACACACUAAACCCACAUGAAAGAACUAGUGGACGAAAGCGACUCUGUUGUUGCCUCGUGCUGUCUGUGUUUGGGCCAAAGUUGCGUUUGAACUCGGCACAAAGACUAUAGCCAACGGCCAACCAGAAUGUACUUUUGUCAUUAAGAAUGGGAAAAUGAGACUAGGACUGCGGAUACACAAAAAAGUAAUCAAAGCAGAACUUGCUUACCAUUUAAAAUAUGAAUUAAUUGGUCUUAACUUUUUUCUAAACAGCCAUGUCGUAAUAAAAGAGCAAGGCUCUGAGAUGCUUUGCACAACCCAUGUGACGGUUCUGUUUUGUGGUAAGGAGUUUAGACUGAGGUAAAAAAUGUAAGCAUUUUAGUAUGAAGCUGUGAUCAUCACAGGUGAAAUCUAGUCAUUUCAACAGGAAUUCUGCCUGAUUUCUUCAGACCGAGUUUGAUCUGCUGUGUGAGCUUUUUUGAGCACAAAAAUUUUGCUGAUGUGUCUGCACCUCAAAGGUGAAACAAAAAAAUGAAAGAGUCUGAAUACUUUCUGUAUUGCACUGUAAUCAUUUCCUUAGUGGUAUUUGCUAACGCAAGCAUCACAAUUACUGUUGAUCAUACUUGGGGCUUACUUGAAUAUUCCACACAGUACACAUUUGAUUCAGUUGUAUCUGUAAAACCAGAAUGGACAAAACUAAAUCUCGUCAUGUUCCUCAACCUGACUAUCAUUACCGUUGACUAACUCCAGGGCUACAGAAUUCGACUUGUCCUCCUCUGCAGGAGUAAAUGUUUUUCUCAAUUCAGACCAACGGGGCUCCUCAUGGCCCCCAGCAACACACGUUGCACCGACUGACUGAUUCUUCGGGGUGUGAAGUACCGGAGACGUGUUGCUUUGAAAGCAUCUGUAUAUAUGCAAUUAGACUGUAAAUAUACAUGAGCAGGAUCAAUCAUUCUUUGUACACUGAUGUCAAAUUCUUUCCAAACAGUACAUUGGCAGGACCUACUUUUAACAGCUGACUUCAUGAGUUGUCGAACAGCAUCCAAUCGAGUCAAGUGUCGGUCAUUACGGUCAUGAUCUUUUGAGCAGUGACUUAUGACCUCUUAGAGCUUUGCACUUUCUUUAUAGAUGUACUGCUCAUAUUUUUGUAGUUUUCACCCUACAAUUGUAAGCACUGCAAAAAAAAAAAAAAAAGAAAAAAAAACAAGGAAAAAGAAAAUGCACUGAAAGAGGUUCUUUACAUUGAAGGGGAUUCUUUGCUAAUGUUACCGAUAUCAAUGAAAUGUAUUCAGUCAGUUACGCUAAACAAUUUUUCUUGUGUUGUGGCAGACUGACUAUGUGAAGACUUUAUUGAACAAACACGGCAUUUUCUUCGUUUUUUUUGCUAUACAGAUUUCUGUGUGUUCUAAUAGCCAGCCUGUACUUUAUAAUCCAUUCUGUACAGUUCUAAUAGAUGUCUAUAUAAAUAGUAUGUUCUCUCUAUAUAUUCUGUUUCAAACAGGCAUCAUGUCAAAUGUGUGACAUUAUAAAGGGAAGAAAAACACGUCUAUUGGGCCUCCGGCAAUAUGUGAGUGUAAAUAGUUUAUUUUGCGUGACAAUGUAUCAUUUCUUUUUCUUGUGGUUGUUCAUUAUAAAUUUUUUUUUUUUUAUAUCUGUAAUUGAUCAACUAGCCUUUUCCCCUGUGUAGUAAACAAUUUGAUGUUACUGACGCUUAUUGCGCCCCUUUUUUAACUGAAGGUUGAUUCACGUCCAGGGGGAAAUAGCCAAGACAACCCCCAUCCUCAUUUGAUUUCUUGGAAAGCUCUUAACAUUGUAUAUGAAUGAAGAACUGUGACUGAGUACUGGAACACUGUUUAUGCAUUAUUUUGUAAGCCAAGAUUUUAUGCGCCGUUGGGUGAAUCUUACUUAAAGUGUUGAGAAAUGUCCCGGUCAGCCCAAAUUCAAAAAAGAAAAAAUACUUUGGAUUUUGGGAUGAACCUUGACAUUUGUUUGUAAAAUGCACCCGUUUAGGCAACUGGAAUUAGACACUUAAGUUCCCCUUUUUUUUUUUAUUUGUUUAGCUGGAUCACUGGUUGUGAGUGAAUGUGUGUGUGCGUUCUGGUGUGUGUGUGUGUGCGAGCGCGCAUGUGUUCUCGGCAGACUCAAUCUCUCACGGCUUUAGGUGUCAGUACUCUAUGCUUGUGCAUCCUGUGAGAAGCUUCUCUGCAGUCAGUGGAAAUGUUCCUUGUAAUACUGUGCAUUUAAUAAAAGUGGUAUGUCUUACUA